Armigeres subalbatus is the source of this 1292-nucleotide messenger RNA. RefSeq lists its product as uncharacterized. Lineage: Eukaryota; Metazoa; Arthropoda; Insecta; Diptera; Culicidae. The transcript is spliced from 2 exons. The record is from RefSeq and is a predicted model, not a curated record. The coding region runs from base 205 to 897 and encodes 230 amino acids.
UCCCGGAUUGCGCUGAUGCUACUGAUAACAUAUAAAACCGCUACGACUAUCGCCCGCGUUUGGCAUUCAUUCAUGAAUCUUCAACCAGAAGCAAACGCUGUGUAAAUUUCUGUGAAUUGACCGCGUCUACAUUUUAUCGACAGUAUCAAAUCACCUCGCCGCUGCUGGAGUUUUACAAUCGUAAUAAAAAUCCGAUCAAUCAAGAUGAAAGCAGCAAUUAACACGUUAUCGGCGCUUUUGUUGGUCUUAUUGGUGGCGGCACCUAAUUUUGUUCGUGCGGAACGAGAGGACUCUUUGCGGGUAUUUCCACAGCUGAAACGCUCCCGAAGAAUUCAAUCAGGCUUUGCUAGCUUCCUGGAGGCAGCACAAAGCGAGGUAGUGCUCUCAGAAGAAAGUUUCAUCCUAACAUCUAUUACCGAUGAAUCUACCUUACACAAAGAAUUGGCCGGUGAAGAUGUCCAAGCGAGUGGCCCCCAUUGCGUGCAAUUCGUUAGACAGAGCAGCGACAUUCUGAUGAACCUGGCCGGAAUCGCAUAUACCAACUGCUUCAACGACGCAGACGAUCUGAUCUUCAACGCCCUGUCUCAAGUGCCCAACCUACAGCUGACGCGUGAGCAGUACGAAAAGUUCAACCUGCUGGGUGCUUUCCGUGGGGAAAACAUCUUCGUAGAUCCGUCGACCAUCCGCGAAAAACUUUCCACUCGUUCCGUAUCCCUCGUCAACCUGCCUGUCGUGUCGUCCGAAAGUCUAGAGGCCCUUCGAGUGGCUUUCGAUGGAAUUAAAUCCAGCUUCAAAAGUUGCAUGACCGAUGCCCAGGGGAGAUUGGCGGACAACCUGAAAUUUUCCUCUCAACAAGUGCGAGCAAUUUGUGCGGGAACAGCCUCGAAACAAGUUUGAAAAGUGUUCCAUUUGAGUUGACUUGUUAUGUGAUUUUUUUAUUACUGCAGUACAGCAUAUGAAAUAAAUUAUUCAGAAGCGUUUUUUCAGCAUUGCAAAGUUUCGCCCUUCUCGUACACCGAAUUGUACUGAAGGAAAUGUACCUAACUCCGAAACUUAAAUGUUAUUAGUAGGGUUGAGUGUCAUUAUACCAAUAGACUCAGCUCGAAGCAUUAAGAUCUGUAUGCGUGUGUCGUCUGUAUAUGUAGAAAAUUUGAGAUAUCAUAUCACUUUUCUGAUAAAAAAAUUAAAUUUUGAAAUGCAUCGCUUUGUCACUGUGGGGGUAGUCCGAUAAAAUGGUUGUCAAAAAACAUUACUAUUACUAUUUGUAAAUAAAAAUAAAUACAAAAAAUGAA